AUGUCGCAGUCGCAGCGGGCACCGAGCUCGCCGUGCGACGCCACGUGGAGCCUCGCCGGCGGUGGCGGCGGCGUCCCCAGGAGGCACGCCCGGUCGCAGUCUCCGGUGAGCGGGCGGUCCGCCUCCGCCACGCCCAGCUGGGCCAGCUGGCGGUGGUCCUCGACCUCGAUGACGGACGACGGCGACAACGCUGACGACGAAUGCGGCGUGGUGGUGGUGCCGGCGAGGGGCACCGAGACGCCCGCCACGCGCGCCCGGAUGCCGGGUCUGUCCCGGUGCGCGUCCUUUGAGGCGCGGGCGAGGAUCGGCGCGGCCUCGCCGGGCACCGCGCGGCGCGUGGCCGUGCGGCUCUACGACAGCCUCCGCCGCCACGGGCUGCGCCAGGAGGCCGACCGCGCGUUCCGCGACGCCGCCGUUGCCAACGACGACGCGCCGGCGGCGGACGGUGGUGGCGGAGCGGCGGCGGAGCGGGAGCUGACGGGGAUGGCGUGCCUGCUCAAGGACGGCUUCGUCGGCUACCUCAGGGAGCUUGCCAAGAUCACCCCACCUGUUCCUAAGCAGGUCGUCAAAUUCUGUGGGAUAACAUACCUGGCGAAGAUCGAGACAGCUACCUUCAGCUAUGAAACCUUUGGCAACAAGCUGCUUGAGUACUUUGUGCAACCAAUAAGAAGCCUGUCCCUGAGCAAGCGAUCAGCAGAGCUUCAAAUCUUGAAGGGAAUUGAUGGCUACAUCAUGCCGGGUUCUAUGACUCUAGUCCUUGGUCCGCCUGGCAGUGGAAAGAGCACCUUGCUGAAGAUACUUGCCGGUAGAGCCGAUCCAGGCCAAGAUUCUGGGCUGUCAGGCAUAGUCAACUACAAUGAAAAGACAGCAUCUGAAGUUCGAAAGAGUCGAUUAAUUGCCUAUGUCUGUGGACAGCUCAACAUGCACAUCCCCUUCCUCUCAGUCCGAGAAACUCUCGAGUUCGCAAGGGACUGCAUGCAGGUUCUCCGGCCUGAGAAUUUUACUCCACAGAUGCGAAAGUUCUUUGCCUACGCGCUUGUAGAAGGACAGGAUCCUUUCCUUGAAUAUGUCAUGCAGAUUCUUGACCUGAAGAAAAUAGAGAAUUGCCUUGUUAGUGGGAUAUCAGAUACUGACAGGGAUAAACUGACAAUAGCUGAACUUGCACUAGGGACCUACUCAGUUAUGGUCUAUGACCAGCCAUUGACAGGCUCAGACCUGGCAAUGACCUAUGAUUUGGUCAAUACUAUCAGGGCUGUCUGUAGAAUCCAACAAUCAUCUGCAGUCAUGGCCCUCAAUCACCUCUCGCAAGAAGCAUUUGAUCUCUUCGACAGGAUCAUCCUACUGGGAGAAGGGCAUGUGCUGUACCAAGGGCCAAGACAGGACGCAGUCACAUACUUUGCUCAACUAGGGUAUAUGAAGCCAUCGCAUGUCGAAUCCUGGGAGUUUCUUCAAGAUAUUGCUGCUGAAAAUGGAAUGCAGUACCUAUUACCAAGGUUAACUCCUAGAGGUUUGGUGGAGCUUGUGGAAUGCUACUAUUCAUCUGACCAUUACUUGGAUAUCGUAAGGGUCAUUGGAAAGAACAAGGAGUUCAGUACAUACUGGGUUGAGAGUGAGCCAGGAAUCGGCUUAUCCUUGAAAGAAGCAAGCACCUUAAACUCAAAUGCAGAACAUCAAGAAAUGGAAAUAGUUGUGGCAAAGCUUCUGAACAAAUCUGGAUCUGCUACUGGGGCUGAAAGUACAGGGAACAUCCAAGCACUCCUUUAUUCAGUUUGUGUGUAUUUUCUAGCGGGUCUGACAUUGGAAAACAAUGGAGUAGUGUUCCUCGACUACUUAGUUCUGAUGUUUCUCGUGGCUUACUUUGGAUCAUCAUUCUUCUUCUUUCUGAGUGCAGUGGCACCCAUUCCUGAAGCAGCAAAUGCUUUGGCAGGCCUCAUAGUCGCCAUUUUCCUUCUGUUCAGUGGAUUUGUGAUUUACCCAUCUAAUAUCCCUCAAUACUGGAAGUGGCUAUUACACAUCAAUCCAAUUCGUUGGGCCAAUAUGUCCUUCUGCGAUCGACAGUUCUCAUAUGGUUACAAAGACUUCUGCAACAAAUAUCUAAACCAACUUACUUUCUGCAAGGACAAUCCAGAGAUGGCUACUGGCAAGGCCUACUUAAUCUAUGCUGAACUGUUGACAGGUGUUUCAGGAAAGCCUUGGUUCCCUUAUAUAAUUCUAAUUGGUUGGACGCUACUCGCCCUGUUAAUGGCAUUGAUAUUCCUAAAUAAGAUAGAGUUUUCGCAAAUCAGUCAAUCUGUGCCACAGAUUAAAAAAAGGAAGCUUUCAAAGAACUUUUUGUAUGAUGUGGAGAUUUAUUCAAGUUCAACUGACAGUUGUAUAGAAGCUUCUAUUGAGUCAGGAAGACACAAGUUUCUGGAGUCACCAAAGUUAGCAUCUAGUUCCACAACAAUAUUUUCUGAGGAUGAGAAUGCGAGUGUCAGGAACUGGAGGGAAGAAUUUAGAGUUAAAAUUGAUUCAGAACAGUUGACAAUACCAGUCACACUGAUGACUUUAUCAUUCUUGGAACUAUCAUUUGUCAGUAUGACAAGGCUUUCCGGUGACAGGUGUGGAAAGGUAACAAAGGAAGAAGCUAUAGAUUUUGAGAAUGUCAGUGGUUGUGCAAGACCAGGAAUUAUGCUAGCUCUUGUAGGGGGUGCUAAUGGAAGUGUAGCUACACUGCUAAAGUGCCUUUCAGGUAGGACACCUCUAGGUGGUAGUUUUACUGGAGAUAUCCGAGUCAAUGGCACCAAAUCCUCUGCUGAUUUCUCAAGAAGAGUGGGCUAUGCUGAGCGGCUUGAUGCACAUCAACCUUACCUCACCAUACGUGAGUCACUUCAAUUCAGUGCCAGCCUUAGAUUAACAAAUCGCAUAAGCAAAGCAAGAAGGCAUAUGCAUGUUCAGUUAGUUCUUGACCAGCUGGGCUUGCAGUAUUAUGCCAAUAACUUGGUUGGUUCCCUGAGAGAUGGGACUGGGAAAACAUUUGAAGUAGCAAAGAAGCUCACAAUUGCAGUUGAACUUGCAGCAAACCCAAGUAUUCUAUUCCUUGAGGAGCCUCUUUCAGGUCUUGAUUCAUCUGGUACCUCAGCAAUCUUGAGCAUCUUAUCACAAUUACCAGUUUGCGGUCAAUCGGUCAUCGCAACAUUUAACUAUCCCAACACCCGUGCACUUUCACACUUCCAUCAAGUCAUCAUCCUAACUCAAGAAGGCCGUCAAGCUUACUUUGGCCCAGUAGGACUCAAUUGCCAUGAAAUACUUGGAUACUUUACCGCGAUCCCAAGGGUUCCUCACUACCUUCAGACACAGAAUCCUAUAAGUUUUGUUAUGGGUGUAACUGGACUUGGAAUUCCAAGAAAAAAACUUGCAGUGACAGAUUUUGCAGACGAGUUUCAGAACAGUCAUUUGUAUGAGGUGGCCAUGAAGGUCAUUAACACUGCUAUGAAGAACAACAAACAUGGAAAUGAAAAGGACCAUAACAUGAGAUCCAUUAGUUACAACUAUCCAGUGUCAUUUAUAAGGCAAAUAGGGUUGGUUUUGUUAAGGACACAGAGGUUCUUAUGGAGGAAUGUCAACUACACUUACAGCAGGUUUACUGGCUGUGUGAUGAUUGGAUUACUGAUGGGCUCACUCUAUUUUAAGAUUAAGUACGAAGACACAUAUGAGGUGACUUCUAGAUCACUGUACAUCUACAUGCAAACUAUACUCAUCGGGGUUAUAUCUGCUAACAAUGUGAUUCCUCAAAUUGGCACUGACAAGCUUGCCUACUUCCGUGAAAUGAGGUCCAAGAUGUACCUUCCAAUAAUCUAUCCUGUGUCAUGGGUGAUCAGUGAAAUUCCCUACUUCCUCAUAGCAACAUUGGCAUUCGUGGGCAUUGGCAAUGGCAUGGCGGGGAUAGCAACCCAGACAGCCGCCGAUUUCUUGGCCUACUGGUCAGUUCUCUUCCUUUUCACACUCUGUAUGACCUACUUUGGCAUGAUGAUUACAUUCCUGGCUCCGAGCCCGAUCCUCGCCGCCUUCCUCGUCUCCAUAAUCACAUCGCUGUGGAUCUCUGCCUCUGGUGUGGUGGUCCUCUUCUCCGAUAUCAGGUUCUACAAGUGGAUGUACUGGAUGAACCCGUUUCAGUAUGCGAUGAGUGUGCUGACGGUGAUAAGUUUCUACUGUGACACAUCCCAGUGCGAGAGACAGUGCCAGUGCCCACAGCUCCCUGAUGGCUCAUAUGUGUGGGAAAGGAUAGCAAGCAUACGAUCCUUGAGUGAAAAGAGGAUAAGCACCGAUGUGGUAACCUUAGCAGGGAUGAGCAUUAUGUUUGCUGUGUUCGCUUUCCUCUUCUUCACCGUGCUGAAGCACAACUCAGCACAUGCCCAUUGA
Messenger RNA from Miscanthus lutarioriparius, 4401 nucleotides. NCBI's taxonomy places the organism in Eukaryota, Viridiplantae, Streptophyta, Magnoliopsida, Poales, Poaceae. The record is from the annotation of a GenBank genome assembly.